GGCGGCGGCGGCAGCGGCCGCUGCAGCCCCACACUCCGCCGCCAAACUGGAGGAGCGACGGAAGGCAGACCCCAGGAGGAUGGAGGAUGAAGCUGUCCUGGACAGAGGGGCUUCCUUCCUUAAGCAUGUGUGUGAUGAAGAAGAAGUAGAAGGUCACCAUACCAUCUACAUUGGGGUCCAUGUGCCGAAGAGCUACAGGAGAAGGAGACGCCACAAGAGAAAGACAGGGCACAAAGAAAAGAAGGAGAAAGAAAGAAUCUCUGAGAACUACUCUGAUAAGUCAGAUGUGGAAAAUGCUGAUGAAUCCAGCAGCAGCAUCCUGAAACCUCUCAUCUCUCCUGCCGCAGAACGUAUCCGGUUCAUCUUGGGUGAGGAGGAUGACAGCCCAGCACCCCCUCAGCUCUUCACCGAACUGGAUGAGCUGCUGGCCGUGGAUGGGCAGGAGAUGGAGUGGAAGGAGACGGCAAGGUGGAUUAAGUUUGAAGAAAAAGUGGAACAGGGUGGGGAAAGAUGGAGCAAGCCCCACGUGGCCACAUUGUCCCUUCACAGCUUAUUUGAGCUGAGGACAUGUAUGGAGAAGGGAUCCAUCAUGCUGGACAGGGAGGCUUCGUCUCUCCCACAGCUGGUGGAGAUGAUUGUUGACCAUCAGAUUGAGACAGGCCUAUUGAAACCUGACCUUAAGGAUAAGGUGACCUACACUUUGCUCCGGAGGCACCGGCAUCAAACCAAGAAAUCUAACCUUCGGUCCCUGGCAGACAUUGGGAAGACAGUCUCCAGUGCGAGUAGGAUGUUUACCAACCCUGAUAAUGGUAGCCCAGCGAUGACCCAUAGGAAUCUGACUUCCUCCAGUCUGAAUGACAUUUCUGAUAAACCGGAGAAGGACCAGCUGAAGAAUAAGUUCAUGAAAAAACUGCCACGUGAUGCAGAAGCCUCCAACGUGCUUGUUGGGGAGGUUGACUUCUUGGAUACUCCUUUCAUUGCCUUUGUUCGGCUCCAGCAGGCGGUCAUGCUGGGUGCCCUGACUGAGGUCCCUGUGCCCACAAGGUUCUUGUUCAUUCUCUUAGGUCCUAAGGGAAAAGCCAAGUCCUACCAUGAGAUUGGCAGAGCCAUUGCCACCUUGAUGUCUGACGAGGUGUUCCAUGACAUUGCUUAUAAAGCAAAAGACAGGCACGACCUGAUUGCUGGCAUUGAUGAGUUCCUAGAUGAAGUCAUUGUCCUUCCACCUGGGGAAUGGGAUCCAGCAAUCAGGAUAGAGCCUCCCAAGAGUCUUCCAUCAUCUGACAAAAGAAAGAACAUGUACUCAGGUGGAGAGAAUGUGCAGAUGAAUGGGGACACACCCCAUGAUGGAGGCCAUGGAGGAGGAGGGGGAGGACAUGCGGACUGUGAAGAACUGCAGCGAACUGGGCGGUUCUGUGGUGGACUAAUUAAGGACAUAAAGAGGAAAGCACCAUUUUUCGCCAGUGAUUUUUAUGAUGCUUUAAAUAUUCAGGCACUUUCAGCAAUUCUCUUCAUUUAUCUGGCAACUGUAACUAAUGCUAUCACUUUUGGAGGACUGCUUGGGGAUGCCACUGACAACAUGCAGGGUGUGUUGGAGAGCUUCCUGGGUACAGCUGUCUCUGGAGCUGUCUUCUGCCUGUUUGCUGGUCAGCCCCUCACCAUCUUGAGCAGCACAGGACCUGUUCUAGUUUUUGAGAGGCUUCUAUUUAAUUUCAGCAAGGACCAUAAUUUUGACUACCUGGAGUUUCGCCUUUGGAUUGGCCUGUGGUCAGCCUUCUUGUGUCUCAUUUUGGUAGCCACAGAUGCCAGCUUCUUGGUUCAGUACUUCACUCGCUUCACCGAAGAGGGCUUCUCUUCUCUGAUUAGCUUCAUCUUUAUCUACGAUGCUUUCAAGAAGAUGAUCAAGCUAGCUGACUACUACCCCAUCAACUCCAACUUCAAAGUGGGCUACAGUACUCAGUUUUCCUGUGCCUGUAUGCCUCCUGACCCAGUUAAUAGCUCAAUAUCUAAUGACACUACAUUGGCCCCAGAGGAUUUGCCAACUAUUUCUUCUACUGACAUGUACCAUAAUGCUACCUUUGACUGGGCAAUUUUGUCAACGAAGAAGUGUUUGAAAUAUGGAGGAAAGCUCGUGGGGAACAACUGUGAUUUUGUUCCUGAUAUCACCCUCAUGUCUUUCAUCCUCUUCUUGGGCACCUACACCUCUUCUAUGGCUCUGAAAAAAUUCAAAACUAGCCGUUAUUUUCCAACCACGGCAAGAAAACUGAUCAGUGACUUUGCCAUUAUCUUGUCCAUUCUCAUCUUUUGUGUAAUAGAUGCCCUGGUAGGUGUGGAUACUCCAAAACUAAUUGUGCCAAGCGAGUUCAAGCCAACAAGUCCAAACCGAGGUUGGUUUGUUCCACCAUUUGGAGGAAACCCCUGGUGGGUGUACCUUGCAGCUGCUAUCCCUGCUUUGUUGGUUACCAUUCUGAUUUUCAUGGACCAGCAAAUCACAGCUGUGAUCGUGAACAGGAAAGAACAUAAACUCAAGAAAGGAGCUGGAUAUCACCUGGAUCUCUUUUGGGUCGCCAUCCUCAUGGUGGUGUGCUCUUUCAUGGCUCUUCCGUGGUAUGUGGCUGCAACCGUCAUCUCUAUUGCUCACAUCGACAGUUUGAAGAUGGAGACAGAGACUUCUGCCCCCGGAGAACAACCAAAGUUCCUAGGAGUGAGGGAACAAAGAGUCACUGGAACCCUCGUGUUUAUUCUGACUGGUCUGUCGGUCUUUAUGGCCCCCAUCUUGAAGUUUAUUCCCAUGCCUGUACUCUAUGGUGUGUUCCUGUAUAUGGGGGUAGCAUCCCUUAACGGUGUGCAAUUCAUGGAUCGUCUGAAGCUGCUGCUGAUGCCCCUGAAGCACCAGCCAGACUUUAUCUACCUGCGCCAUGUCCCCCUGCGCAGGGUCCACCUGUUCACCUUCCUGCAGGUGCUGUGUCUAGCCCUGCUCUGGAUCCUCAAGUCAACCGUGGCUGCUAUCAUCUUUCCAGUCAUGAUCUUGGCACUUGUAGCUGUCAGAAAAGGCAUGGACUACCUCUUCUCCCAACAUGACCUCAGCUUCCUCGAUGAUGUCAUUCCAGAAAAGGACAAGAAAAAGAAGGAAGAUGAGAAGAAAAAGAAAAAGAAGAAAGGAAGUCUGGACAGUGACAAUGAUGAUGAGAAAGAUCACCAACAUUCCUUGAACGCCACACAUCAUGCUGAUAAAAUUCCUUUCCUUCAGUUACUCGGUAUGCCAAGUCCUCCUAGAACUCCAGUAAAAGUUGUGCCUCACAUUAGGAUAGAACUUGAGCCUGAAGACAAUGAUUAUUUCUGGAGGAGCAAGGGAACAGAAACUACAUUGUAACCUGUUUGUCUUUCUUCAAAUGGACAGUUUUUGUUGUUAAUGUUCUUGGGUUUUGUCUAGUUGUUUAUUUUUUUAAUUCUUGUUUUGUUUUGGUUUUUGGUCCUUGGCCAAAUAAUCUAGCACUCACUCUGCUUCUCUCUUGCAUAGGUAGAAUCAAGACAGUAGUGCACCGUUCCUUAAAAACAUCUGAAGAAUCCCCUCUUCUUUUUUUUUUUUUUUUUCAGAUGUGUCCUCUGACAUCCAAAUUCCUUUGUCACUCAAGACACGCACAGACCCUGUGCUUUCCCUUUAUUGAGCAGAGGGCAAAAGUAUUAAGGCUUUUGUAACACCUUUGAUUAAAACAUUGAAGGAACUUACAACUUUAGCUUUGGAGCUGCGCUUACAGCUUGUGUGUCCGUCGGGCAGAAGAACCCGGGGCCCCCAGGCAGAGCCCCCCCUUGCUUAUAGAGCUCUCCAGGACUGGAAAAAGUGCUGCUAUGCUAAUUUGCUCUUGCUUGUAAGCCCUCAUCUUAGAGUUAUCAGAAGAAGAAAAACUCAAGGUACUUUACUCCCUGUAGAGAAACUAUUGCCAUCAUUGUAGCAAGUGCUAGAAUAUCCCUUUUUCCUAUGCAACUUUUUUUAACCCUUUAAUGAACUUAUCUGUUGAGUACAUUGAAGAAUAUUUUCUUCGUAGAUUUUGUUGUUUAAAUUAUGGGGCCUAACCUGCAACUCAUUUUUUGUCAAUUUUUUAAACUUUUUUUUAAUUACUGUAAAGAAAAUGAAUUUUUUCCUGCAGCAGGAAACAUAGUUUUGAGUAGUUCUACCUCUUAUUUGUAGCUGCCAGGCUUUCUGUAAAAAUUGUAUUGUAUAUAAUGUGAUUUUUACACACACAUACACACACACAAAUACACAACCUCUAAGGUAAGCCAGAGGGCUGGAUCAGAUUAAAAACACCAUGUUUCUAAGCAUCCAUUUUUCCCUUUCUUUAAAAGAAACUUACUGUGCUAUGAAGAGAUUGAGGGAGAAGGGAGAAGCUCCUAUGUAAUGGGAAUAACUGAUGUCUUGAUAAUAGUAAUAUCCAGGCAUAGAUGCUGAUUGUAUUGCCAUGUCGAUGUCCUAUACAGUAUUGUUACACAUUGUUUUCAUUUUGAAAUAUUUGUUUGUGUACAUACUCUGUGUGUGGCUGGUGCACAUAUGUGCAAAGUUGGAAAGAGACAGAGUGAAGGUAGGCGAUGGGCAAAGUUAUCCAGCCUCUUGUGUCAGUUUUCAUAAAACCCAAACCACAUAGGAAAAAUCCAUCAGAGGUCUAAGAGACUGACUAGUAUACAAAUGAGGGUAAAUGUAUUUUAUUGCCGGAUACCAUCAUUGAUCCAAGAGCUCGUAUUUACAAUACAAAGUCCAUAGGAAUAUUAAUAGACAAUUUACUUAUCUAUACAGUGUUUAUGGGAAUGCAGAUAGAUCUGCAGAGGUGUGUACAUAUAUACACACACACAUCCACACGUACAUUUUAGCAAUGCUCACACAUGUUUUUAGGAUGGAAAGGCAAUUAUUCCUUAUGAUUGGGACAUCUAGAAUAUAUAUAUAUGUGUGUGUGUGUGUGUGUACAUGUAUUU
Callorhinus ursinus (northern fur seal) is the source of this 4962-nucleotide messenger RNA. NCBI's taxonomy places the organism in Eukaryota, Metazoa, Chordata, Mammalia, Carnivora, Otariidae. The record is from RefSeq and is a predicted model, not a curated record.